GUAUUGAUUCAUCAAUAAAUUUUCAUUAAUUUAAACUCCAGUGUUUUUGUUUUAAAGAAAAAGAAAAAAAUAUCAAAUUUUCACCAAAAGUAAAUCCCACAAAUAAAUUUCAUAAAAAAGUGUUAUAAAAUAUAUCUACAGUAUAUUAACCCUACAAUGAAAAUACAUAAUCAGAUGAUAACUUUGGCGAAAAAUAAAAUCCCUUAAAAGUUACAAUAACGCGCUAAGUACUUGCGAUAAGAAACGAAAAACGCAUUUUGUAAUUUAUACUAAUACUGAUAAGCUAUUAUCUUUUCAACGAAAAACAAAAAAUAAAACAUGUUUAAAACAUAAGACAGCUGCAUUAUCAAACAAAAAGAAAAUUAGCAUAUUGUAAAGACUUACAAGGGCGUACCUCUCUCUCUCUACGCAACGAAAACCAAAAAAGAAAAGAACAGCCCUUAUCUUUUUUAACUUAAGCCCCUUUGUGUGAACAUUAACUUUUAUUAAUUGUAGGAACAAUAGCAAAAGCUAAAUUGUUCGAAACUGCUGAUAGUGAUUGGGAGUUUGGAAUUUUGUCAAGUGGAAAUUAGUCCUAAUGACUACAGCCGAUCCCCCGCUCCUGCAAUUGGACGACGAUCUAAUCAGUUCCUUCGGUGCAGCACCAAAACAGUCGGAAAUUGUCUCUCAUUUGUCAAACAACCGUAACCUGCAUCACAACAAUCAUAAUCCAGCUAAUACAGGUGCUGCACAUUUACUAAGCCUUAACAAUUCACUUGGAAUCGUUGGAGUUAACAGUAAACAAAAUCUUACUGUGCAUUCCAUUGAUAAGAACAGCAGCAUAAUUUCAUUGUCCUCGAAUAGUAAUUGUGGAGCAGAAGAGAGCAGCGUGACAAACAGCGGUACGGCUAGUAGCAGAAGCAGUUGCACCCAAAACAGUUCACCGCGCUCGUGUUGUGAUCUAUCGAAUACCGAGGAAGAAAUCUGCUUAGUUCCCGAGGUAGACUUUGAGGGCAUAAGUCUGGAUAACGGUUUUGAUAACCGCGAAUCGCAGCCCCUUUUAGGGGGUCGCGGUGGCGGUGGUGGUGGAGGAGGCGGUAUAGCUAGUGGCAGUGGUGAUCAUGCCGAAUUCACUGGCAAUGCAUUUCCAGAUGAUCCAGAAUUUAACGAAAUAAUAACACAGGCUGAAAUAGCUAUUGAACAUGGUAUAUAUCCAGAAAGAAUAUACCAAGGAAGCAGUGGUUCCUACUUUGUUAAAAAUCCAGCGGGGAAAGUGGUUGCGGUAUUCAAGCCCAAAGAUGAAGAACCCUAUGGGCGAAUGAACCCGAAAUGGACAAAAUGGAUGCACAAACUAUGUUGUCCGUGUUGUUUUGGACGCGCUUGUUUAAUUCCUAAUCAAGGAUAUCUCUCAGAAGCUGGUGCAAGUCUAGUUGACCAAAAACUUAAAUUAGGCGUGGUUCCUAAUACACGAAUAGUUCGAUUAGUAGCUGAAACAUUUAAUUAUGCUCGAAUCGAUAGACGAAAAGCUAAAUUAAAAAAACAAAUCAAAGAGCACUUCCCAUCAGCUAAAUUCAAUCGAAUGAGUUUACCUCUGAAAAAAGGAUCAUUUCAAAUAUUCGUUCAAGGCUAUAGGGAUGCUGACUAUUGGCUGCGACGUUUUGAAAAUGAAGCGCUUACAUCUGUGUUAGCCAAAUCUUUUCAAUUGCAAUUUGAAAGAUUGGUGGUAUUAGACUACAUCAUACGAAACACGGAUCGUGGCAACGAUAAUUGGUUAAUAAAAUAUGAUCAACCAAAAAUCGUUAAGCAAGUAAAUGGUGCAUCUACACCAACCAGAACUUCUACUGAUAACAACCCUACCGAGUUAUCGCGCACCGAUAUUGUAACAUCCACCACAACUGAUGACAUUAUAGCAAAUUUAGACGAAACUCCCAUACCUGGUACUAGUCAGCAAAUACCAGAUAUACAACAGCAACAACUAGAUCUAAAUCCGGAUAGUACUAAUAGUUGGAAUGUGGUUCAAUUGCCAGAGAUUAAAAUUGCCGCCAUCGAUAAUGGAUUGGCUUUUCCAUUUAAACAUCCAGAUUCGUGGCGUGCUUAUCCGUACCAUUGGGCAUGGUUACCGCAGGCUAAAGUGCCUUUUAGUGCAGAAACAAAGCAGCUUGUCCUUCCAGCGUUAUCCGAUAUGAAUUUUGUUGAAGAGCUAUGCAAUGAUUUAUUGCAUUUGUUUAGGCAAGAUAAAGGAUUCGAUAGGAAAUUAUAUGAACGUCAAAUGUCUGUGAUGCGAGGCCAAAUUUUAAAUUUAACCCAAGCCCUAAAGGACGGUAAAUCACCCGUUCAACUAGUCCAAAUGCCAGCAGUGGUCAUUGAAAAAAGCGAACCGAAAAGCAGAUUAUCCUCAUUUACCCAGCGCUUCCAAAAUAAAAGCCCAUUUUUCUCAUGGUGCUAACUAGAAGGCAAAGUCAGCAUAUUCUAACAUCAUUCAGAUAUAAAAAAAAUACAACAAAACAUUACCUUAUCAAUAAUGGGACUCAUUAUAUAAGUAUAUAAAUACAUAAUAUCUAUUUAAAUGUUAACUAUUAUAUAAUUCUUAGUUUUAUUUUAUAAACAAAUUACUAUUCUAAUUUCCUUAAAUUAUGUUUGGACUUGCAACAUUUAAAUAAAGACAUUUAGAUAAAUAAAUAAUGUUUAAAGAGAAGAUCCUCUUCAAAAACAUUGUCUUAUAACUUAUGUAUAUCAGAGCAAAUAAUAUCAUGCUCAUUCUUCCGAGUAAAAUGUAUAUGUAUGUAUUAAUUUAUAGAAAAGUAAAAUAUGAUUAUUAUUAUUAAAAUAGGAAUUUCAAAAAUGUAAAAAAAAACAACAAAAAUGAAAAAUAAAACCAUUUGUAAAAUGGCUGUAUGAAAUCUUUUUCAAAAGAAGAUAAAUUGAAUACAUUUUUUGUUCUGCGAUUAUAUAAUUUUUUAAAGAAGCUUGAAAUAUGAAAAGUAAAAUUAAUUAACUCUGUGAUUUUUUUAACGAACAAAAUGAAAUCAAUAACGAGUACUAACCGAAACCACCGGAAGUUAAAAGAAACAGCGCCAGUUUGAAAAUAGAUAACAAAACAUUUUUUAAUAACAUAAGUAUAAGAUGAAGAUGAAGAUACCAUUCUCUUUUAUUACUUUUUAUAAUAGAUACAAUUAAUUUGGAUGUGUAGAUUGGAUAUACAUACAUGAAUUUGGAAAACAAAAAAUUAACAAACUUUAAAGUUUUCGUGAAUAUUUGAAAAGUAGUAGCAAAUUUUUGAAAAGAGUUAUAUAUUUAUUUCACUUCAGAUUAAGUUAGGUUGAUGGACUGGCGAUUAAGGACGUUAUUGCCAUAUUUAGAUCAAUAUAGAUCUAUUGUGGCACCCAGAAGUAUUGAACUUCCCUUAAAGAAAAAAUAAAUAAUUAAAACCUA
Messenger RNA from Eupeodes corollae, 3411 nucleotides. RefSeq names its product phosphatidylinositol 4-kinase type 2-beta (gene Pi4KIIalpha). The coding region runs from base 578 to 2425 and encodes 615 amino acids. The transcript has 9 exons. Gene Ontology annotation, cellular component: endosome; trans-Golgi network; plasma membrane. The record is from RefSeq and is a predicted model, not a curated record. Gene Ontology annotation, molecular function: 1-phosphatidylinositol 4-kinase activity. Lineage: Eukaryota; Metazoa; Arthropoda; Insecta; Diptera; Syrphidae. Gene Ontology annotation, biological process: phosphatidylinositol phosphate biosynthetic process; endosome organization; Golgi organization.